Messenger RNA from Caenorhabditis bovis, 777 nucleotides. The record is from the annotation of a GenBank genome assembly. NCBI's taxonomy places the organism in Eukaryota, Metazoa, Nematoda, Chromadorea, Rhabditida, Rhabditidae.
AUGAUGUAUGACGAUCGAAAUAGCCGACAUGAAUAUGGUGGAGGCCAAUAUUAUAACGGACAUCAUGCUAAUGCCAAAUAUGAUGGCUCCUAUGAAUCACCCAGAAUUACCCAUUCCCAUAUUCAAUAUGGUCGUAAUCCUCAAGAUAUGGAUAUCGCCAAGACUUUUGAUCAUGAGCCAUUCAGACACACGGAUCCGAAAUACAAAUGCCUUUGCAACAAAAUGCAUGUCAAGCAAGGCUGCAAGUUCAUUCUAGGGUUUCUCAUUGCUGUUGUCAUCAUAGGUGCUCUCCUUUUGAUUUUAAACUGGAACGUCGGAACCUGGACUACUUUCGUCAUCCACUGCCUUCUCCUUCUUGGUGUUCUUGCCUGCGCUUUCGCAUUGUUCAUUGCGAUGAAAGCUGAAAAGGAGAAAUUACUGCUCCCUGUUGCUGGAAUUGCGGCAUUUGGAGCCCUUGUCUCGAUCGUCUUCUUUGUCUUUACACUUUGGUCGCUGAUCGACCCAAGUGGAACAACCGGAAAAUUGGUCAACAACUUCGUUGUCUCCCAAAACAACACCGCGUCUGCCGACUUUGGACUUGCUGAGAAUCGCGGAGAUAUCCAAGCUGUUUCGGCAGUAACCAUGGUUUUGUCGCUCCUUGGCCUUGCCGCAAGCAUCUGGGUUGCCUUCGUGGUUUACAAAUACUCGAUGUACUUGAAGGAUAUGAAAUUCGCACGAGUCCCCAAAAAUCAGGUUCACAUUGAAAUCACCGACUUGAAAAAAGGCAUCACUCAAUAA